Molecule: messenger RNA, 1905 nt
Organism: Monopterus albus (swamp eel)
Lineage: Eukaryota; Metazoa; Chordata; Actinopteri; Synbranchiformes; Synbranchidae
Gene: lrit3a
Product: info leucine-rich repeat, immunoglobulin-like and transmembrane domains 3a
Exons: 4
Coding region: 1-1905 (634 amino acids)
Molecular function (GO): protein binding
Source: RefSeq, a predicted model, not a curated record
AUGUGUCGACUUCUCUAUGUGCAUGUAUUGCUAUCCUGCCUCAGUAUGGCUCAUCCCUUCUGUCCAUCCCAGUGCACCUGUGUCUUCCAUGGACGUACUGAUGGAACAGGAACCAGAUCUGUGCUCUGUAAUGACCCAGACAUGUCUGAUGUCCCCAUCAAUGUCCCUGUGGAUACAAUCAAACUUCGUAUUGAGAAAACUGCGGUACGGCGAAUCCCAACAGAAGCUUUCUACUACCUGGUGGAGCUACGAUAUCUGUGGAUUACCUACAAUUCCAUAACCUCAGUGGAUACUGGAAGUUUCUACAAUCUCAAAGUGCUCCAUGAGCUGAGGCUGGAUGGAAAUAUGAUCUCCAUGUUCCCUUGGGAGUCUCUGAAAGAGAUGCCCAUGCUGAGGACGCUAGACCUACACAACAACAGACUCAGUGAUGUUCCCACUGAGGCUAUCCCCUACCUCCUCAACAUUACCUACCUGGAUCUAUCCAGCAAUAAAUUAAUAACCCUGCCCUCUGAUCUCAUGGAUAUCUGGCCCCCCUUCAACAGAGAACCCAUCUCUACUAAUGCCUCUCAAAAAGUUGUGUUAGGCCUUCAAGAUAAUCCCUGGUUCUGUGACUGUAAAAUUUCCAAGCUGAUUGAGAUUUCCAAAAUGGUUGAUGCACCACUGGUUUUAAUGGACCUAUUCCUGACCUGCAAUGGACCAGAAAACCUGGCUGGUGUCCUUUUUCAGCAUGCAGACCUUGACAGUUGUGUGAAACCGUCCGUCAUGGCUUCUGCAACCAAGAUCGCAUCUCCUCUAGGCAGUAAUGUUCUCCUGCGAUGUGACGCCACAGGGUCUCCAACGCCAACUCUUUACUGGACUAGAUCAGAUGGCUCACGGGUCAACAGAACAGUUGAGGAGUCACCUGGGGAGGGUAUCAAAUGGUCCAUCAUGAUCUUGAAUGGAAUAUUGUACAAAGAUGCCGGAAACUACAGUUGCAAAGCUAAGAAUGUUGCUGGCAAUGCAGAAGCCACCAUUUCUCUUUCGAUUGCCGGUUCCAUUAGUACCACCAGCCCUCCAGCGAGGCCUAACAUAGGAACUGGUCCACCCGAACCCGGCACAACAUGUGCUCCCACAGUGGAUAUUCUCAUCUCACCCUCCGUCACGUCCACAGUUUUCCCAAGAACAUCAACAAUGCUAUGGGCCAUUCCUAAGAAGCCUAGCAAUGGUUUACAGAAAGGCUCCAAACAAACAAAGAUCGAACAGGGAAGUAACGGGAGAAAUUUUGCAGCUGAUGAAAAGAGCAAGAAAAGCGAGGCAUCAAAGUCUGUCCAAGACGUAGAGAUUGUAGAGAAAACAUCUGACAGUGUAGUGUUGAUCUGGACAGCAGGCGGGUUACCAAAAGAUGCCCCACUUACAGUUGUGUAUUCACCUUAUGGUGAGAAUGACAUGAAAAAGACAGAGGAGACCAAUGCUGGCAGUGGGAAAGUCCUCCUAGCGGGACUGUCAUCCGGGAUGAGGUACUCGGUUUGCCUCAUAGCAAAAGGUAUUGAUGGAGAAUACCCCUGCAUCGACUUCUACACACUAGACAAUGUAGAGAACGGACGGCAGAACCAGCUUUUCAUUAUCAUAAGCAGCAUUGCCUGUGCUUUGGUUCUGCCUCUUAUUGCUCUGUUGCUCUACAAGAUUCUUGCUUUAUACUGCAAGGGACGCAGCACAGCUUUAGAUCAACAGGAGCUUGAAAAAGAAAGUUAUGUCAAGUUUGAGACAAUUUCAAUGAAACAAAGAACUCUGAACUCUCAUCCACCAGAACUUUGGGCAAGGAGACCAACCCAUGAAUCAGAGCGAAUGCUCCUAUGCUCCAGGUCAAGCACUGACUCCCAGAUGACCUACAAGAGUGACAGUUCCCGAUCAGAGUAUCUCUGCUGA